Molecule: messenger RNA, 2045 nt
Organism: Camellia sinensis
Lineage: Eukaryota; Viridiplantae; Streptophyta; Magnoliopsida; Ericales; Theaceae
Source: RefSeq, a predicted model, not a curated record
CUUAUCGAUUAAAAUGACUAUACUGAUAAUAGUCCGCCGCUUCAUCUCCCGCCCCCCUCUCUCUCUCCGCCGCCGACCAUCCAUGGCGUAGAUCUGCUUGACAUUCUGGAAAUGUAAGGAGCUCUCAGCAUAAUUGCCAGAUAAACAUGCUUGCUCAGAAACCAGUACACACCUGGGUUCAGAGAUGCGCUUAUGCAGUUAGAGCUUUCAGUAAUAUAUGGCAUGGAGAUGACGUCGUUGGCAUUGACUUUGGUACUUCCAAAUCACGUUUGGCUAUCAUGGAUGCAGAGGUUCCAACACUGCUUGAGACUGAAAGUGGAGAAGCUAUUCCAUCCUUCGUUGCAAUUGAUGAUGAGAAGAAAAUACUGGUCGGUCAAGUUGCAAAUUACCAUGCCAUAGGAUACCCUGCAGACAGUUUUUUCAAUAUCAAGACUUUGUUGGGGAGGAAAUUUCAGGACUCACAAAUACAAGAGUUGAAGACCAAGGUUCCCUUCAAGAUUAUUGAGGGAUCUAAUGGCGAAGCUUGGGUAGAAGCAUGUAAUGAACAAUUCUCUCCAACUAAACUUUGUGCAUUCAUCAUUGACAAGAUGAAAAGGAUGGCUGAGUCAUAUCUUGGGCGAAGCGUCUCAAAAGCUGUAAUAGCUGCUCCAAUUUACUUCAAUGAUGCCCAAAAAAAAGAACUAGAGUUGGCUGGAAAAAUUGCAGGUCUGGAUGUGCUUGGAAUUGUUGAUGAGCCGGUUGUUGCUGCUCUCUCCUCCAAGAACAUAGAUGGUGGUGUUUUUGCAGUUUUCAGUUUGGGUGGUGGAACAUUCAAUAUCUCAAUCCUUGAGAUCUCUGCUGGAGUUAUCAAGGUUAAAGCUAAGGAGUCUGAUUCAUCACUGAGGGGUGAGGAUUUUGACCUUGUUUUAGUGGAGUACAUGGUUGAAGAGAUUAGGAAGGUUUAUUCUGUGGAUGUCUCUGGAGACAGAGUAGCUAUGGGGAGGCUGAAGGAGGCUGCAGAGAAGGCAAAGUUGGAACUCUCAUCCUCUUGUGAGACUUGGAUUGAUCUCCCUUACCUCACAGGAUCUGAAUGUGGCCCAGUACAUUUGAACAUGACACUUCCAGUCUCAAAAUUUGAGGAACUAGUGGAGUUCCUGAUUGAGAGAAUAAGAAAACUAUGCCAGAAAUGUUUGGAAGCAGCACAUGUAGAUGAGCAGGGGAUUGAUGAAGUCAUAUUGGUCGGUGGGAUGGCAAGGGUUCGUCAGGUACAACACAUUGUUGAAGAAAUUUUUUUGAAAUCUCCUUGCAUGCAAGUGAACCCAGAAGAGGCUGUGGCUAUUGGUGCUCUCUUACAAGGUGCUCUCAUUAUUGAAGAUCGAAGGAAGCUGUCCGGUCACUUGAUUCCACUGUCUCUUGGGAUUGAGACCUUGGGGGGAGGAUUUGCAAGGAUUAUUGAGAGACACAGUGUGAUCCCUUGCACGGCAAGCCAAAACAUUGCGUCACCAUUGGACUAUCCCGAUAGUCUUUACAUUCGCAUUUUACAGGGUGAGCACCAGAUAGCUUCAAAGAAUGAUCUUCUUGGAGAACUUAAGGUGACUGGCAUUCCGCGUGCACCAUGCGGUGUGGUUAGUAUUAAGUUGGACUUUUGUGUUGAUAAAAAAGGUUUUCUCACUGUCUUAGCCAAGAGCAAGGAUACAGAUUUGGAGUGGUCCAUGGAAAUUAAUUAUUUAGAUAAAAUCAGUGAGGAUUAUGUUCGGAUGACGGCUAAAAAGGCAAUACUCUCUGGGAAAAGGAAUGUUGAGAAGAAUGCUUUGAUGCAACUCAAAAGUGUGACCGAAUUAAAUAUCAAUCGGAUUGAAAAGAUGCUAAAGUUCUGGAGAAAGCAAAUUCCACGGGUAUAUUUGGAAAAAUAUGAGCGCGACUUGGCUGGCUUGAAAAAGGCCAAGGACCUUGAAGAUAUUGUAUUGCUAAACUCAAUGCUUGCUGAAGUUGAACAGUUAGAAGAAUUUUUAAUUACGCUUGAUCCGGGCUACCUAAUUCCGGACGACAGUGAUGAUGAAAGAUAA